Vanessa atalanta (red admiral) is the source of this 4543-nucleotide messenger RNA. RefSeq names its product integrin alpha-PS1 (gene mew). Bases 260 to 3634 code for a protein of 1124 amino acids. Gene Ontology annotation, biological process: cell-cell adhesion; cell-matrix adhesion; cell adhesion mediated by integrin. Gene Ontology annotation, molecular function: integrin binding. The record is from RefSeq and is a predicted model, not a curated record. Lineage: Eukaryota; Metazoa; Arthropoda; Insecta; Lepidoptera; Nymphalidae. The transcript has 17 exons. Gene Ontology annotation, cellular component: external side of plasma membrane; integrin complex.
CAGUGGAUGACGUUCGGUCCGCGCGUAGUAUACGUAUUAACGUAGUGUAGGCCUUGUUAUGUCUACGUAGAGUCAACAGAAAUACGAGUUAAGUUAAGCGGGAAUAUUCGACCGGCGAACGGCCAACACGCUGGGGGUCUCAUCGCCCGUUCGGCGUACCGUGUUUGUACGAAAAUCGCGAUGUUCCAAAUAAUAACUGGUAGAUUGUGAAUUGGUGCGAUAACUCGAUUUACAAUACGAUAAAAUUACGAACGCAACAAUGGCUACAAAAAAUACUAGAAGCAGUGUUUUAUUAUUGUGCAUAUUACAUUGUGUCACAAGUUUCAACUUAGAACCGAGGAUUCCUGUGAUAAAGUUUGGCGAGCCCGGCUCGUAUUUUGGAUUUUCUGUCGCUGAACAUCUCACCAUCGACGUUAAUAACAAAACAAAAAGUUGGCUGCUUGUUGGUGCUCCUCUUGGCCAGAAUCUACAACCAAACACAACGAAGUCAGGUGCGCUUUGGAAAUGCAGUGUAAGCACUUCACCCGGCGACUGCGAACAAAUCGUAACCGACGGAAAGAGAACGAAGUACGGCAAGAUAAAUACGAGUCUUGAUUCCUUCCAUUUGACUGAGCCGCAUCCCGACGAGAUCAAGGACGGUCAGUGGCUGGGAGUUUCCGUAAGAAGCCAGGGAGCGGGUAAAAAAGCGGUUGUUUGUGCUCACAGAUAUAUACGCAAAUCCGGGGAGUCACAAUUUGGUCAAGGGCUCUGUUAUACGCUAAGUAACGACCUCCAGUUGAUCGAUGUGUGGGAGCCAUGCCGAGGUCGCUCUGUACAAAGAGAACACGAAGAAUUUGGUUUUUGUCAAGUUGGAACGAGCAGUUCACUUCUUGAAGAUGAUACCUUAGUCCUGGGCAGUCCUGGUCCUUACACGUGGAGAGGCACUAUAUUCACUCAAGAUACCAACGAUGAUUUGUUGGAAAGAGACCAUGUCGUGUAUAUGGCGCCAGUCGAAGACGGUGUCAGUCCUGUUGAAAAGUACAGUUAUCUUGGCAUGUCGGUAUCAGGCGCCAGUUUCUUCGGGUCUGAAGCUUCUUACGCGGCGGGCGCACCCAGAGCUCAUGGAACUGGACAAGUCGUGUUAUUCAGUAAACCUAAAAUUGAUGACUGGACUCGCAACGAUGUCGAUAUCCUUAAUUUAAUUUUCAUUCUUAACGGCGAGCAGUUCGGCUCCAGUUUUGGAUAUGAAGUCGCAGCCGCUGACGUUAAUGGCGAUGGGUUACCAGAUCUUUUGGUUGGAGCGCCAUUUUAUUUCUCCCGAGAUGCUGGCGGUGCUGUUUACUUAUAUAUUAAUGAAAAACAUAACCUGCCUCAACAGUAUAGUUUAAAAUUAACUGGCAAACCCGAAUCCCAGUUUGGUAUUGCUAUUGCCAAUACAGGGGACUUAAAUAAAGAUGGCUGUGAUGACGUAGCAAUAGGAAGUCCGUAUGAAGACAACGGCGUGGUCUAUAUUCACAUGGGUGACAGAAAACAGGGCUUAAAAACAAAACCUGAACAAAUUAUAAAGGCGGAAUCGUUACCGAUAUUAAUGAAGACUUUUGGUUAUUCUCUUUCUGGCGGAAUGGAUCUUGACGCUAAUGGUUAUCCGGAUUUACUAGUUGGUGCUUAUGAAAAUAGUAGCGUCGCUCUUAUUCGGACAAAACCAAUAAUCGAUAUAAAAACUUCUAUCCGUCCAUCAAACACAAUCAUAAAUAUCGAUCCAACGAUCCAAGGUUGCCAAAAAGACCCGACAUCGAAUUACACGUGCUUUCAUUUUCAAGCAUGUUGUAUUAUUAAAUCUCUCGUGAGAUCUGUUCAAAGCAACACUCACGAAUUGAAUUACGUCAUCGAAGCAGAAACCUUCCCUGGCGGUCGAAAGUAUUCCAGAGUUUUCUUUGACUCUGAUAAAUCGAAUAUUGUAAAUAAAACUAUACACCUCGGCAAAGACGUAGAAGACUGCAGAGAGCAUGUCGUUUACUUAAAAAAUAAUACUAGAGAUAUACAAACACCAAUCAAAUUUCAAGUCACUUAUAAGAUAGUCCACAUUCAGCCUCAAUACUCAAAUGUGGGUGCCCUUCCAAACAUUGAUGACUAUCCAGUAUUAAAUGCUACAGCCAGAACAUCUUUUAACGCAAAUUUCCUAAACGACUGUGGUCAAGAUGGCAUUUGUGUUAGCGACUUAGUCGUAUCGCCAGUGCUGCUGUUACCGAAAACUAAAGAUGGUAAGGCAUACGCUCUUACACUGGGCCAAGAGGAAGAAAUCAAACUUUCGAUAAAUGUUGAUAACUAUCAAGAAUCAGCUUACGAAGCGCAAUUAUUUGUGCAGCAUCAUGCCAGUUUGCAUUAUAUUGCCGCUAAUAUCACUGGCAAGCACAUGAUUUGUACCAGCCUUAACAAAACAACGGUGUCUUGUUUACUAGAGAAUCCGUUUAAAAGGCAGCCAGAAGGAAACCCGCCGAUUACUAUGAGGUUCGACGCCAGAACAUUAGAAGACAAUGAACCUUCUGUAAUCUUCUCCGUUUGGGCAAAUUCUACGUCCAAAGAGCUCAAACCUGAUAAAAAGCCUGUUCAAGUUGAAGCACUAGUAAUCAAAAAUGCUGAAUUAUCGAUUAAAGGAGCGGCGCGGCCUGAGCAAGUGUUCUAUGGAGGCGAAGUGAAGGGAGAAUCCGCCAUGACUUACUUUGAUGAUAUCGGCACGAGAGUAAUACACACAUAUCAGGUAUUUAACGAGGGUCCUUGGCGAGUCUCAUCCGUGCAAGUGGUCAUAUCUUGGCCUCAUCAAGUUGCAUCCGAAAAUUCACAAGGAAAAUGGCUAUUGUACCCCGAAGAUGUACCUACUGUCGAUGGAGAAGGAUAUCAAAGCAAUGGAGAAUGUUUUAUAUCCGAGUCUGAAAUAAAUCCUCUAAAAAUAACGCCUCGUCCAGGAGUAGCUGAACCUUACCUUGAAAAUCUUGAAAUGGAUCCUUUCCUUACAUCUGGCAAGCUAAGCGUUAGUUCGAACGAAAAGGAACACAAUUCAACGAGAAUAACCAAUCACAUCGUCGGUUACAAUAGUGGGGCUGAAAAUAAGAUGCGCCGUAAGAGAGAAAGUGACAUUGUGAAAGCUGAAGCUUAUACCGACAAGGAUGGUCAAAGAAAGCAUGUUGUUAAUAUGAACUGCCAAAAGAAGACUGCAAAGUGUAUUCAAUUCCAAUGCGUGAUAUAUCGUCUAGGCCGCAUGCAGGCCACCACCAUCACCGUCAAAGCUCGUCUGUGGAACUCCACACUCGUUGAAGACUAUCCUAGAGUCAGCCACGUUAACAUUGCUUCUACCGCAUAUAUACACAUCCUCGACGAUUAUAACAUACACCAAAACAAGAACCAAGACGACUCAACAACGGUGGUCACCGUUGCUUAUCCAGAUUUGAAAAUCAGUGAACCGUCAGAGGUUCCUUUGUGGGUGAUUAUUGUUUCUGUAAUAGUUGGACUAAUAGUUCUAGUGCUUCUUAUAAUUGCUCUUUGGAAACUCGGCUUCUUCAAGAGAAGUCGACCAGACCCGACAUUGUCUGGUAAUCUAGAAAAAAAUAACCACGAAUCGAGCCCGUUCAUUGGUCGCGACAGAAAUAGUAUUCGAUAGCCGUUAAAUUGUAAUUCCAAACUAGUGGAAGUCCAGGAACUAAAGUUUUGAAGUGGAACUAUGUACAUAGAUAAGGAAGCUGUUGUAGAAUGUUUCGUAUGCGUAAGCGAUGGUAUGAAUAAGUAUAAUUUAAAAUAUCAUUUGACUGUGAUGUCUUCGUAGAGGAAUUAUUGUCUAAGUAUGUGAUGUUAUGGCCACGACGUUAUGUUUUGUUGAUGUUAUGCACGAGUCCCAUGAGAGAAACGUUUAUUUGUAAUUGUUUUUAUUUGCAUUUCCGUAGUGAGUAUUAUGAAAAUAAUAAGAUUUUAUGAUUGUUUUAUAUAUUCGAUGAAUAUGUGCUAAUCUGUAAAUAUGUACUUGCCCUUAUUAUUUAUGAAAUUUUAAUUUAGGAUUCCAUGAUACGACUAGAUUUUUUACUAGUCAGUAAUGCCUAUAACAUAGGUGCAUAGGUUUUUGUAGGAUCUACUUAAAGUAUUUGAUAGUCGAAAUAUUAUACAUGUAGCUGUCCUAAUGAAAAUUAAUUGCUUACAUUUACUUAUCAGUACUUAAACGUUAUGAUUAAAUUUGAAGAUUUAUUUCAAAUUACUAAGAAAGUUGUGUACUUUUAUUAAGCGGGUAAUAUUAGAUGAUGUUAUUCCAUAUUCAAAUGUAAAACAAUGUUUUUAUUAACCAAAAUUUACUAUUUUAAUGUUAUUUGCUUAAACAUAAAUAUGUACAAUAUUAUCAAUUAAGUAGUAUUUAUAGUAGAUUUUUUACUAGACUUUAUAUAAAAAUUUCGCGCAUCAAAAAUUGUACACUUCAUUCAUAUACAUAUAUUUUUAAUUAUUUUUUAUGUCUACUGACAAAUUUUAUUUUAUUUAUGAUAAUAUAUAUAUGUAAUAAAUGUGACUGUUACUGAAUUUUGAAAAU